Messenger RNA from Gambusia affinis (western mosquitofish), 9227 nucleotides. RefSeq names its product myosin X (gene myo10). Gene Ontology annotation, molecular function: cytoskeletal motor activity; ATP binding; protein binding. The record is from RefSeq and is a predicted model, not a curated record. Gene Ontology annotation, biological process: signal transduction. Gene Ontology annotation, cellular component: cytoskeleton; myosin complex. Lineage: Eukaryota; Metazoa; Chordata; Actinopteri; Cyprinodontiformes; Poeciliidae. Bases 386 to 6541 code for a protein of 2051 amino acids. The transcript is spliced from 41 exons.
GUCAGUGAGACGUGAGGAAGAGGAGCUGGAGGAGGAAGAGCAGGAGGAGGAGCUUCACUGUCCGGAGGGUCGGGCUGACUGAGUCCCGGACUGAAGCGUCCAAAGUUUCCGCGGCGAGCCGCUUCUGCUCCUCUCUGCUCCGGACAAACGGACCUCGGUCGGAUCCAGACGCGCAGCCGCGGGACGCAGAGUGUGACCAGACGGGCUUUGACUGUUCCCCCCGGAGGAAAACUCCUGAAACAAAGAGUGAAUGUGACGGAGCAGGAGCAUCCCGCGGCUGGCAGGAAUGAAGAGGAUGCGCUGAAACUCUCGCAAACCUUUAACUUGGAAUGAGUUGGAUCAGCGACACACAGGGAAUCCUCUGGGAUUAAAAUAAAGAGGAGCGAUGGAUAACUUCUUCACAGAGGGGGAUCGGGUUUGGCUCCGGGAGGAGGAGCAGUUCCUCCCCGGCUCCGUGUCUUCCUGCUCUGGAGGCGUCGUCGUCUUCGCCACAGACUACGGCCAGGUCUACACCUACAAACAGAACGCCCUCACCAGGCAGAAGGUGCAGCCCAUGCACCACAGCAGCGUCAGAGGCGUGGAGGACAUGGCCACGCUGGAGGACCUUCACGACGGCGCCAUCAUGCACAACCUCCACCAGCGAUACCAGCAGAGGCAGAUCUAUACGUACAUCGGCUCCAUCCUGGCCGCGGUGAACCCGUACCAGCCUCUGCCCGGCCUGUACGACCGGCCCAGCAUCGAGCUCUACAGCCGCCACCACCUGGGUGAAAUCUCUCCACACAUCUUCGCCGUGGCCAACGACUGCUACCGCUCGCUGUGGAGGAGGCAGCAGAACCAGUGCGUCCUGAUCAGUGGAGAAAGUGGAGCUGGAAAAACCGAAAGCACCAAGCUGAUUUUGAGGUUUCUGUCCGCCAUGAGCCAACACUCGCUGGAGGUUUCCUGCAGAGACAAAACGUCGCACGUGGAGGAGGCGCUGCUGGAGAGCAGCCCCAUCAUGGAGGCCUUCGGAAACGCCAAGACCGUCUACAACAACAACUCGAGCCGCUUCGGGAAGUUCGUCCAGCUGCAUUUCAGUCAGAAGGGAAACAUCCAGGGAGGAAGAAUUGUUGACUAUCUGCUAGAAAAAAACCGAGUUGUUCGGCAGAACCCAGGAGAGAGAAACUAUCACAUUUUUUACGCCGUAUUAGCAGGAGCCAACAACCAGCAAAGAGAGGCGUUCGGGUUGACGCGUCCUGACAGCUACCACUACCUGAGACAGUCCAGCUGCACGGAGGACAAGACAAUCAACGACUGCGGCACCUUUCAGGACGUUCUGAACGCGAUGCAAACCAUGCAGUUCACAGAGGAGAACAUCAGGGAGAUCCUGCGCCUCCUGGCGGGGAUUCUGCAUGCAGGAAACAUCGAGUUCAUGACGGCUGGCGGCGCUCAGGUCGCCUCCAAAUCAGCUCUGAGUUGGACGUCUGAACUUCUGGGCCUGAACUCGGAUCAGCUGGCCGAAGUCCUGACUCACCGCUCCAUGAUCCUCAGGGGGGAGGAGAUCUCCACGCCGCUAACAGUCGAACAGGCGGUGGACUCCAGGGACUCCAUGGCCAUGGCACUUUAUUCUCAGUGUUUCAACUGGAUCAUUCACAAGCUGAACCAGCGCAUCCGGGGCAAAGAGGACUUCAAAUCCAUCAGCAUCCUGGACAUUUUUGGAUUUGAGAACUUUGAGGUUAACCGCUUUGAGCAGUUCAACAUCAACUAUGCAAACGAGAAGCUUCAGGAAUAUUUCAAUAAGCACAUUUUCUCCCUGGAGCAACUUGAAUACAACAAAGAGGGCCUGGUUUGGGUCGACAUCAACUGGAUGGACAAUGGAGAGUGUCUGGAUUUGAUAGAGAAGAAACUGGGUCUGCUGGCGCUGAUGAAUGAGGAGAGUCACUUCCCCAAAGCCACAGACGACACCUUACUGGAGAAACUCCACAGCCAGCACUCGAAAAAUCCAUUUUAUGUGAAACCUCGUGUUGCUGUGCACCUAUUCGGAGUCAGACAUUAUGCAGGAGAGGUGGUGUAUGAUGUGAGGGGGAUGCUGGAGAAGAACAGAGACACGUUCAGGGACGACAUCCUCAACAUGCUGAGAGAAAGCAGGCUGGAUUUUGUUUAUGAUCUGUUUGAACACGUAUUGAGCCGAAACAAGCAGGACACGCUGAAGAGCAGCACCAAGCACAGACGGCCCACAGUCAGCUCCCAGUUCAAGGACUCCUUGCACUCCCUGAUGGCCACCCUGAGCUCGUCCAACCCGUACUUCAUCCGGUGCAUCAAACCAAACACACACAAGAUGCCUGACCAGUUCGACCAGACGGUGGUUCUGAACCAGCUCAGGUACUCCGGCAUGCUGGAAACAGUGAAGAUCCGGCGCAGCGGCUUCCCGGUCCGCAGAUCCUUCCAGGACUUCUGCUCCAGGUACAAAGUCCUGAUGAGGGGCGUCCUGACUCCAGACGACCAGAGGGGGCGCUGCAAGCAGCUGCUGCACCUCUAUGACAGCAGCAGUGCAGACUGGCAGCUCGGCAAGACCAAAGUUUUCCUCCGAGAGUCUCUGGAGCAGCGGCUGGAGAAGCAGAGGGAGGUGGAGGUGCUGAAAGCAGCCAUGAUCAUCCAGGCCCACGUCCUGGGCUACGUGGCCCGGAAGCAGUACAGGAGGCUGCUGCAGUGCAUUGUGGUCAUUCAGAAGAACUACCGGGCUUUCUACUGGAGGAGGAAGUUCCUGCUGCUCCGCUGGGCCGCGCUCACCUUCCAGAAGCGCCUGAGGGGCCAGCUGGCCCGCCGGGCCGUCGGCCGGCUGCUGGACGAGAGGAGGAAGAGGGAGGAGGAGGAGGAGCGCCGCAGAAAGAUGGAGGAAGAGAUGGAGAGAGAGAGACUGAGACUGGAGGCGGAGCGACGCGCCAAAGAGGAAGCAGCUGCAGCUUUACCAGAAACACCGGAGGAGCUGGACUCGGUCUUCGAGGAGGAGGAGGCGAUCCGCCCCCAGGAGGCGUCCCAGGUGGAGGAGAUCCUCCGGCUGGAGCGAGAGAUCCAGGCUCUGCAGAGGCAGAAGGAGCAGCAGGAGCUGUCCCUGACGGAGGCGUCGCUCCACCGCCUGCAGCGCCUCCGGGAUCAGGAGCUGCAGCGGCUGGAGGACGAGGCCUGCAAGGCGGCGCAGCAGUUCCUGGACUCGCUCAACUUCGACGAGAUUGAUGAGUGUGUGAGGAACAUUGAGAGCUCGCUGGGCGUCGGGGAGGAAGAGGAGAAGGAGAACGGAGGGAGAAGAGGCAACGACGAAGAGGAGGUGGAUGAAGGGUUCGGAGCCGACGACGAGGCUUUCAAAGACUCUCCCAACCCGAGCGAGCACGGCCACUCCGACGGCCAGCGGACGAGCGGAAUCCGGACGAGCGACGAUUCCUCUGAAGAAGACCCGUACGCCAACGACGUUCCGAUCCCAGCGAUGCCCCUCACCACCCUGCUCCACCAGCCGCUGCCGCCGGCCGCCCACAGCGUCUCGUCCAGCGGCGACUCCGCCUUCUGUCGCCCGCAGGCGUCGUCCGAGGCGCCGUCCGACGACCUGGUGGAGCUGAUCCCUCCAGACGAGGACUCGGACUACGACCAGGACGACUACGACGAGGGCGCCAUCGUGUCCAGCGGCAGCGUGGCGUUCUCCAACUCCCACAGCGGGCAGUGGUCUCCGGAUUACCGGGGCUCCGUGGGAACGUGCAACAGCUCAGGGGCUUACCGCUUCAGCUCCGAGGGCGCCCAGUCGUCGUUUGAGGACAGUGAAGACGACUUUGACCGGUUUGACACAGACGAUGAGUUAUCGUAUCGACGGGACUCGGUCUACAGCUGCGUCACGCUGCCAUACUUCCACAGCUUCCUCUUCAUCAAAGGGGGCCUGAUAAACACGUGGAAGCGGCGCUGGUGCGUUCUGAAGGACGAGACCUUCCUGUGGUUCCGGGCCAAGCAGGAAGCUCUGAAGCAGGGCUGGCUGCACAAGAAGGGAGGCGGCUCCUCCACGCUGUCCCGCCGCAACUGGAAGCGCCGCUGGUUCGUGCUGCGGCAGAGCCGGCUCAUGUACUUUGAGAACGACAGCGAGGAGAAGAUGAAGGGAGUGCUUGACAUGCACAAUGCCAAAGAAAUCGUUGACAACACGGGUAAGGAGAACGGUAUCGACAUCGUGAUGCCAGAGAGGACCUACCACCUGAUCGCAGAGUCUGCUGAGGACGCCAGUCAGUGGUUCAGCGUGCUGAGUCAGGUCCACGGCUCCACAGAACAGGAGAUCAGCGAGAUGCACGAUGAGCAGGCCAAUCCGCAGAACGCCGUGGGAACGCUGGAUGUGGGCAUGAUCGACUCGGUUUGUGCGUCAGAUAAUCCAGAAAGACCCAACUCUUUUGUCAUCAUCACUGCGGAGCGGGUGCUGCACUGCAACGCCGACACGCCCGAGGAGAUGCACCACUGGAUCACUCUGCUGCAGCGCUCCAAAGGAGACGCGCGCGUCGACGGGCAGGAGUUCAUCAUCAGAGGCUGGUUGCACAAAGAGAUGAAAAACAGCACCAAGGCCUCGCUGAAGCUGAAGAAGCGCUGGUUCCUGCUCACCCACAAUUCCCUGGACUACUAUAAGAGCUCCGAGCGGAACGCCUUGAAACUGGGAACUCUGGUUCUGAACAGCCUCUGCUCCGUGGUGCAGCCCGAUGAGAAGCUCUACAAGGAGACCGGAUACUGGAACGUGAUCGUCUACGGGCGGAAACACUCGUACCGGCUGUACUGUAAGCUGCUGAACGAAGCCACGCGUUGGGCCAGCUCCAUCCAGAACGUCAUCGACACCAAAGCUCCCAUCGACACGCCGACCCAGCAGCUCAUCCAGGACAUCAGGGAGAACUGUCUGAACUCAGAGGUGGUGGAGCAGAUCUACAAGAGGAACCCCAUCCUCCGCUACAGCCACCACCCGCUGCAUUCCCCGCUGCUGCCACUGCCGUACGGAGACAUCCAGCUGAGCGCGUCACGCAGUCGGAGCUACACCACCCUGCAGGACGAAGCCCUGCGGGUGUUCGGCUCCCUGCAGCACCUGGACGGCGUGGCCGACCCGGUCGCCAUCAUCCAGGGCAUCCUGCAGACGGGCCAGGAGCUCAAGCCGCUGCGUGACGAGCUCUACUGCCAGCUGAUCAAGCAGACGGCCCGGCCGCCGCAGCCCGGCGGCCCGGGGAACCUCUGCAGCUGGAAGAUCCUGGCCUGCAUGUGCUGCACCUUCAUGCCCUCACGGAGCGUCCUGAGAUACCUGAAGUUCCACCUGAAGAGGACCAGAGAGCUCUUCCCCGCCUCAGAGAUGGACCGCUACGCCGCCUUCGCCUUCGACUCCUUGAAGAAGACUCGGGCCAGGGAGAACGUGCCGUCGCAGGAGGAAAUCCGCUCCAUCGUGGCCCGGCAGGAGAUGAGCACCACAGUGCACUGCCACGGCGGAGGCUCCUGCAAGAUCACCAUCAACUCACACACCACUGCAGGGGAGGUGGUGGAGAAGCUGAUCCGCGGCCUGGCCAUGGAGGACAGCAGGAACAUGUUCGCUCUGUUUGAACACAACGAGGCCUCAGAGAAAGCCAUCGAGAGCCGGACCGUGGUGGCCGACGUUCUCGCCAAGUUUGAGAAACUUUCAGCGAGCGCAGAGGAAAGCAACACGGGCUGGAAGCUGUACUUCAAACUGUACUGCUUCCUGGACACGGACGGCGUUCCCAAGGACAGCGUGGAGUUCGCCUUCAUGUUCGAACAGGCCCAUGAGGCCGUCAUCCAGGGCCACUAUCCGGCCCCGGAGGAGACGCUCCAGUUCCUGGCCGCCCUCAGGCUCCAGUACCUCCUGGGCGACCAGAACCCCCAGAGCGCCGUGCCCGAGAUGUCCCAGGUGUUCCCCAUGGCUCGACUGCGGACCCGGGUCCAGAACUCGGCCAAGACGUUUGCCGGCGCCGGCUCUGUGGCGGAGCGCUCGGGGACGGCGGAGCGGAAACGCUCCAGCUUCCUGGAGGGAACGCUGCGGCGGAGCUUCAGGAGCGGAUCGCUGAGCCGGCAGAGGCUGGAGGAGGAGAACAGCCUGGAGGCCUGGCUGAGGGAGGAGGCGGCCGCCGUCCGGACCAGCGUCCUGGACAAGUGGAGGAAGCUGCAGGGCGUGAGCCAGGAGCAGGCCAUGGUCAAGUACAUGGCGCUGGUGACGGAGUGGCAGGGCUACGGAUCCACGCUCUUCAACGUGGAGAGCCGUGACGGAGCCUUCCCGGCGGAGCUGUGGCUCGGCGUGAGUCGGGAGUCCAUCUCCGUCUACAAACGCGGCGAGCCGUGGCCCCUGGAGGUUUUCCCCUACGAGCUCAUCCUGUCCUUCGGCGCGCCGCUGCCCAACGCCUACAAGAUCGCCGUGGAGGGCCGGGAGCUGCUGUUCGAGACCCAGAUGGUCAUGGACAUCGCCAAGCUCAUGAAGGCGUACAUCAGCAUGAUCGUGAAGAAACGCCACAGCAACAGUCAGUCGGUCAGCAGCCAUGAGAGCAAAGGCAGCGCCUGGUGAAGCCGGACGGGGCCUCAGGGGCCCGCAGGGCCGGAACCCAACCCGGAACCGAAACCAGAACCCAACCCGUAACCCAACCCGUAACCCAACUCGGAACCCAACCCAACCCGGAACCCAACCUGGAACCCAAACCAGAACCCAACCCGGAACCCAACCCGGAACCGAAACCAGAACCCAACCCUGAACCCAAACCAGAACCCAACCCGUAACCCAACCCGUAACCCAACCCGGAACCCAACCUGGAACCCAACCUGGAACCCAAACCAGAACCCAACCCAACCCGGAACCCAACCAGGAACCCAACCCGGAACCCAACCCAACCCUGAACCCAACCCGGAACCCGACCCGGAACCCGACCCUGAACCCAACCAGGAACCCAACCCAACCCGGAACCCAACCCUGAACCCAACCAGGAACCCAACCCAACCCGGAACCCAACCCAACCCGGAACCCAACCCAACCCGGAACCCAACCCAACCCUGAACCCAACCCGGAGCCCAACCCAACCCGGAACCCAACCAGGAACCCAACCCGGAACCCAACCAGGAACCCAACCCUGAACCCAACCCGGAACCCAACCCAACCCGGAACCCAACCAGGAACCCAACCCAACCCGGAACCCAACCCUAGACCCAACCCGGAACCCAACCCGUAACCCAACCCGGAACCCAACCCUGAACCCAACCCGGAACCCAUCCCGUAACCCAACCCAGAACCCGACCCGGAACCCGACCCGGAACCCAACCCGGAACCCAACCAGGAACCCAACCCAACCCGGAGCCCAACCCAGAACCCAACCCGGAACCCAACCCAGAACCCAACCAGGAACCCAACCCAACCCGGAGCCCAACCCUGAACCCGACCCGGAACCCAACCCAGAACCCGACCCGGAACCCAACCGGAACCCAACCCGAGUCAAGCUGAGCUCUGCUCCUCCCUCAGAUUAUAUGAAAUACGUGUCUAAUGUUUGUGCUGCAAUGUUUUUUGUGCCGUUAUAAUUUUUAAGAAAAAAAUAUUUUUCAGAGAUAAAGUUGCCAUUUUUAUCCCCAAAAAUGAUUUGAUUUAUUGAAUCAAAUCAAAUGGAUGUCAGUUCAACAGAAAUCAGCCUACCGACCUUUGACCCCACGGAUGAUCAAAACUGAUAGAAAAGCAGAACUUUUUGUAUUGUUUUAACUUUUAUGAUUAUUUUUUAGGUUUUCAGAGGUCACUACAGGUCAACCUGCCCUUUAACAAAAUCAAACAAAUUGAUAUAAAUUAAUUAUGCUUCGUUUGUGCUGAAUUUUGCAUCAAAAUGUUUGUUUGUACCGUUAUAAUUUUAAGAUUUUUAAAAGAAAAGAGUUUCCAGACCCGUCGUUUAAUUAUUGCUGCAGAAACGUUUGACACCAGUUUCAUUUAAUUUAAAGAAGGCGGGUCCAGCUUCACUCGGCCCAACAUGAAGGAACGGCUUUGCAAAAGGAAAAACUCUGAGGUUUCUCCACCAGGUCCAAGUCGAGCCGGGAGUCUCCAUGGAAACCUGAGCUCAGACCAAAGCAUCGCGUCGCUACACAAACUGAGUAUUUCUACCUGGAAGUGCUUCUUAUCAACAAUCAGUCUGAAUAAAAUGAAUCAAGAAACGUAACAUUUUGCUGGACCACCUGAAAUGAGGCUUCAUGGAAGCGGAUUGUGGUUCAGGUCAGUUCCAGUUUCACUCCCACAGGAGGAAGACUUUCUGAAAGAAACAAAAUUAUCCAAAAGAAAGAAGAAUGGAACAAAAACUACCAAAGAAAACCAGUUUUCAUCGAAUCUCUGCUGACUUUCAGCUACUCUUCAACAUGGGAAAGACCAGAAGACACGGCGGGAGGCGUUACGGACGCUCCUGGCUGGGAAACUGUGUGACUGUCAUGAAUUGUUUAGAGAAGAGACUGUUUGAAUGUAUUUUCCUUUCCCAAACAAAACAACAACCCUGAAUCUGAUUCUGAUUAUUUUAUAAAUGAUUAGCAGACAAUGAACAAAUCACAAGUGCCUGUUUCCAUCCGGAUGAACUCCGAUCGGGUCCGAGGUUCUGCUGAGGAAUAAAAACGGCGCUCCGAUGUUUCUGAACCGGUCCUGCUGCCCAAGCCGCUCAAGCUCAGAAAGAGCAACUUCUCUCUCAUGCAAAGCAAUCAGUUUCCAAAUAUCAAAGCUUCCUGGCUGAGAUUUAUGCAACCUGUUGUUGACCACAGAAAAUCAAAAAUACAACAUGUUUAGGACUUUUGAGAUUUCUGGAAGGAAAGUUUCCUAGAUUAGUGGUGAAAACUUGGGAACAUCGUGGUAAACGUUGUAACCGUUAUGGUAACUGAGCCGCUCCACCGGACCCGGUUCGGCAACGCAACAUUCCCACGUUUCCCUGGAGCUCCGCGGGCGGCAGAUCCAUCCAAAUCCAAGACCUGCAGGUUCCUGCCACAGUUCAGUGCCUUGUUGUAAAUUCUGUACACUUCCUGUUAUACAUGCAGAUUGGUUUUUGGUAGAAUGUGUAAUAUAUAUACAUAUAUAUAUUAAAUGUGAUAUAAUCAUGUGGACUGUACAUUUCAGGUUUUUGCCUUCUGAUUUAUUAUUCCAGCAUUUUUUUCUUGUAUCUCUUUUUGUAUCUUUUUAAAUCUGAAUUAUCAUUGUGUGUUAGAAUAUGAAUUAGAAUUAUGUGUUGAUUUACAAUAAAUAAAUAAAACUA